Clarias gariepinus (North African catfish) is the source of this 2731-nucleotide messenger RNA. RefSeq names its product myosin regulatory light chain interacting protein b (gene mylipb). The record is from RefSeq and is a predicted model, not a curated record. Gene Ontology annotation, cellular component: cytoskeleton. The coding region runs from base 16 to 1419 and encodes 467 amino acids. Gene Ontology annotation, biological process: ubiquitin-dependent protein catabolic process. The transcript has 7 exons. Gene Ontology annotation, molecular function: ubiquitin-protein transferase activity. Lineage: Eukaryota; Metazoa; Chordata; Actinopteri; Siluriformes; Clariidae.
AUAGGGGCGUGGUUAAUGACGCAGCGUUUCAUUGACACCCUUUUGCGCUUCAGUAGUGGAUCUGUGGAGCAGCAGACUGUAGUGCAGGGCGAUCAGAGAGGGAGAGAGAGCAGUCUCAGCAUGUACUGUCACGUAACCCGUCCUGACUCAGUCGUUCUGGAGGUGGAGGUUGAUCCCAAAGCAAAUGGAGAGGAUUGUCUCAAUAAGGUGUGCGAGAGACUGGGGAUCAUUGAAGUGGACUAUUUUGGACUACAGUACACUGGAAGUAAGGGAGAGAGCCUUUGGUUAAAUCUAAGAAACCGAAUCUCUCAGCAAGUGGACAACGUGUCCCUGUGCAGAUUGAAGCUGCGGGUGAAGUUCUUUGUAGAGCCACACCUCAUCCUGCAAGACCAAACAAGGCAUUUGUUCCUGAUGCAUGUAAAGGAGGACGUGAUGAGAGGAAGCCUGAGCUUGGACUCGGAGCAGGUGCUGGAACUCUGUGCCCUUUUGGCCCAGGCAGAAUUUGGUGAUUACAAUCAGAACACAGCCAAGUAUUUCUAUACACAGAUCCGUGGACAGGAACCAGACACAAUCACCAUGAACAGCAUCAUCAUGAGACACAAAGAGCUCCAUGACAUGAGUCAGGCCUCAGCAGAGUACCAGGCCCUGCAGCUCGUGUCAUCUCUGGAGAAUUACGGCGUUGAGUGGCACUGGGCACGGGAUUCUGAGGGGCAUAAAGUGGGCAUUGGGGUUGGACCUGAGGGCCUGUUCAUCUGCAAACAGGAUUUUACACCUGUUAACAGGUUUAUAUAUCCUGCCAUUCAGAUGGCCACACAGUCUGGGAAGCACGUGUAUGUGACCAUCACCAAGGACGGUGGAGAAAACCUCAUACUGCUGUUUAAAUUCAUCAGCACUUCUGCUGCUAGUGGACUUUACCGAGCCAUUACCGAGAUCCAUGCCUUCUACAGGUGUGACACAGUCACCAGCACUGUGAUGAUGCAGCACAGUCGGGACUUUAAGGCUCACCUGGCCUCCCUCUUCCUCCAUGACAGUGUUGAUGUGGGGAAGAAGUAUAUCUUCGACGUCCAGCGCACAUCCAAAGAGGUGUAUGACCGAGCUCGCCGCACCCUGUUCAAGUCCUCCGCUCUGUCUCCACUGAGGAGGAUGUCCACAGAGGAAGAGGACGAGGUCUCGUGUGAGGGCUGCAGGGACACUCGUGCGUUACGGGACGAACUCCGGAGACUACAGGAGGCUUUGACUUGUGCUCUGUGCUGUGACGGAGAGAUCAAUACCGCCUUCUGCCCUUGUGGUCACAUGGUCUGCUGUCAACUCUGCGCUGCUCAGCUUCAGUGCUGCCCAGUGUGUCGCUCGGCCAUUGACUGUCUUCAGCACGUCUACUUGCCCACUUCUGCCAGUCUCCUGAACCAUGUGGGUGUGUGAGCAGUGGACACAGAGAUGUGCCAGGAAGUUAGAGAAGCAAUGACGAGACCAAUACACCAGAAGAGACCACUUCACCAGUACCAGAGACCAGUACACACAUCUGAGUCGGUGCAGCCUGUAACACAUGGUACAGGAACCUGCUGCUCAUAUCUGUGACAAAAGAAACACCAGCACACUUCUUCAUUUCACACAUCGUGCAAUAUCGUUGUUUUUUGUCCUCAAAGUGAAAACAUUUUUGUAUUUAUUUGUUUUUCUUUUUGAAAUCUUAAUUGAUGAAAUAUGAUCAUGAAAGAGAAUGUAUGUAACAAAAACACUCCCCAGCUAACAUUCCUUAUGCAUUUAGAAUUUUUUUAUAUGAAAUCGCGUAUAGAAAAAACUUAAGUAUUUUUAAUACCUUACAAAUUGUUUACAGACAAAUUAUCAUGUUUAGGAAAGUCUUCAUGUAAAGGAUCUUCGGCCUAAUACUGUACAGUAUAUUGAUGCAUGAGGAUGUUUAAACAUCUGGCAUUCAGUGAGGCAUGUGUAUAUCCGCUUUUCUUUUCGCUUUCUAUCACAUUUGUCAUGUUACACUUAUUGUUUCCUGCAUUUACUGUGAGUAGUAUUUUUUGGAGUCUGCCAUUGAAUAUUUCGUCCUGCAUAGGAAUCAUUCGUUUAUUUUCAUUUUCUACUGGACGCGGCAUUCAGGUUUGGUUAAUGCUGUAGAAGUGUGGGGCAAACUGUUUUCCCUACAGAAUAUCCACCCCUUUCGUUUAUUCUUUUCUUUAGUCAUCACUGCCACAUUAUGCCAAAGCUACACUAUUACACUAUAUUGCCAAAAGUAUUCACUCACCCAUUCAAAUCAUUGACCCCAGGUGUUCCAAUCACUUCCAUUGGAUAAAAUCAAGUACCUAGGCAUGCAGAGGGCUUCUACAAGCAUCUAUGAAAGAACGGGUCCCUUUCAGGAGCUCAGUGAAUUCCAGCCUGGUACCGAGAUGCCACCUGUGAAAGCGGGUUUUCAUGGCCGAGCAGCCGCAUCCAAGCCUUAGAUCACCAAGUGCGAUGCAAAGCACCGGAUGCAGUGGUGUAAAGCGCGCCGGCACUGCACUCUAGAGCAAUAAAGACGUGUUCUCUGGAGUGAUGAAUUACGCUUCCCUGUCUGGCAAUCCCAUGGACGAGUCUGGGUUUGGCGGUUGCCAGGGAAACGGUACUUAUCUGACUGCAUUGUGCCAAGAGUAAAGUUUACCUAGACAAUACUGAGCAUAAUGUUUUUUAUUGUUAUACUAUGGCUUAUCGGUUUAUAUACCCAUAAUAAAAAGCAUUUUUUACACAUUUC